AUACGUGGCACAUCAUAAUAUUGGAUGAUAUCAUGAUGAUUGCUAUUUUUUACGCUAUUUGCAAUUAUAAUCUUGUCGCGGGUUUUACAUUCUACAGUUAAUUCUGGACAUGAACCCUAUUACCGCGAGCAAGUCUUCCAGGAAUUAUAGUACAGCUUCGUAGAAAUGGACAUCGAAAAUCAGGGAAUCGAUGUACCGGGAAUUCCUGGUGCAAAGAGAAGUGCUUUCUCUGAAAAACUAUGUGAAACUUAUGAUGGGAUAACAACUGCUUAUGAAGCCUACUUAAAAGGAGCUGAAAAAUCUGGUGAUAAGCCCUGCUUGGGGAAACAAUUUAAUGGCUCCUACACAUGGAUGACUUAUAAUCAGGUUUUAGAGAGAGCUGCCGAUUUGGGGUCAGGAAUAUUAGAACUCGGUUACCAGCCUUCCGCAGAGACGUUCCUUGGCAUUUAUGCCGCAAACGGAGUUGAGUGGAUUCUGACAGACGUUGCAUGUCUGACCUACUCAUUGGUCUCUGUGCCCCUCUACGACACACUGGGUUCAGAUGCCUGCACCUUCAUCAUAAAUCAUUCCGACAUUUCACUGAUCGUGUGUGAUGAAAACAAAGUAGAAGUUUUGUUAGCGAAAGCUGAAGAGUGUCCGAAGUUGAAACACAUCAUUACAAUUGGAGAUGUUAAGGAAGAAGUCGAACAGAAGGCUGGGAAACGUGGAAUUAUGGUGAAAUCGUUUAAAAAUAUCCUGGAGUUGGGACGAAGUAAUCGUCAAGAAAAAUCACCCGGUAAACCUGAUGAUAUUUUUACUGUUUGCUACACAAGUGGAACGACAGGUCAGCCAAAGGGGGCUAUGAUAACAAACAGGAAUGUAGCGACUGUAAUUGCCGCCAAUCGCAUACAUUUUGAACGGAAUGGCCGCCCACUGGUUCCAAACGAUCUUCACAUCUCGUAUUUACCUUUACCACACAUUUACGAACGGAUCGUACAGUUGAUAUUUCGUAGCUCCGGUUCAAGAAGUGGAUUUUCCCGCGGCGAUAUCCAAUUACUAUUUGAGGAUUUACGGUUGUUACGACCUACGGUUUUUCCAUCUGUUCCUCGUUUGUUAAAUCGUCUCUAUGAUAUGGUAACUGCAUCUAUAGAGGCAAGUAGUGGAAUAAAGAAAAGCUUAUUCAAUAAAGCAUUUGCCUCAAAGUUAGCUGACCUUGAGAGAGGUAAUUUUUAUAGCAAUAGCUUUUGGGAUAAAGUUGUGUUCAGAAAAAUCCAGGCAAUUUUAGGUGGAAAUGUCUCUGUCAUUAUUACUGGAGCAGCCCCGAUCGAAGCAAAAGUUUUAAAUUUUUUUAAAGUAGUUUUUGGAUGUUGGGUUAUAGAGGGUUAUGGUCUAACUGAAGGCGCUGGAUCCGCGGCAAUGACUAAUAUGAUGGAUAAAUCCUCGGGUCACGUUGGACCGCCUGUAGCAACCAGUUAUAUCAAGCUGGUUGAUAUACCAGAAAUGGAGUAUUACACGUUCAAAAAUCAAGGCGAAGUAUGUAUUUACGGUACGAAUGUGUUUAAAGGGUACCUAAAAGAACCAAAGAAAACAGCUGAAGUCAUCGAUAAAGAUGGAUGGCUUCACAGCGGUGAUGUUGGAGAGUGGAAGCCGAACGGCACUUUGAAGAUUAUUGGACGAAAAAAGUGUAUCUUCAAAUUAUCACAGGGUGAAUAUGUUGCUCCUGACAAAAUUGAGAACGUUUACAUCAAAAGCCCUUUCGUAGCUCAGGUGUUUGUUCAUGGUUAUAGUCUUAAGUCCUUCAUUGUUGGCAUUGUUGUACCCGACGAGGCUGCCAUGAUAAAGUGGGCCUCGGAAAAUGGUUUAUCGAAAACAUUUCAGGAGUUAUGUGAAGACGAGGAUGUGAAAAACAUGAUUUUGGAAGAUAUCGUUGCCAGAGGAAAGGAAGCAAAGUUGGCAUCAUUUGAACAGGUCAAAAAUAUCCUCUUGCAUUCAGAAUUAUUCAGCGUGGAGAACGGCUUACUCACCCCAACUUUAAAAUCGAAACGUUUCACGUUGCAGAAGAGAUUCGCCGACGAAAUUGAGAAAUUGUACAAGAACCAAGAACAAACAGCGCGUUCUAAACUUUAGUUAAAAACUAGCUACCAACAAAUGAAGUGCAGCUACAUGCUGUACAAGCCGGCGACAGUAGUCGGCGCGCAGUGUAUUGUAUGUCAUACAUAUAGCUAGUAUAUAAAUAGUGCUAUCUGCUAUCCCCCCUAUUACUAUUUAUUUGUUAUAGAUAUUGUUUUACAGAUUGAAGCUGAAGCCUGCUUAUUAAAAUAAAUAUUCAUGAAUCUGUCAAUCUGGGAAUGAGAGCCUUUAAUCCUUUCAGUAAAAGAAAGUAUAAACGAUUUUUUAUUGUCGCGUAUUAAUAGAUCAGUUGUCUCGUCCAGUUGAGUAUACGUAUAUUAAUAACUAUUGACAGAUG
Molecule: messenger RNA, 2446 nt
Organism: Dendronephthya gigantea
Lineage: Eukaryota; Metazoa; Cnidaria; Anthozoa; Malacalcyonacea; Nephtheidae
Product: long-chain-fatty-acid--CoA ligase 5-like
Exons: 23
Coding region: 166-2106 (646 amino acids)
Biological process (GO): long-chain fatty acid metabolic process
Cellular component (GO): endoplasmic reticulum; membrane
Molecular function (GO): long-chain fatty acid-CoA ligase activity
Source: RefSeq, a predicted model, not a curated record